AUGGAACUUUGGCCAGUCACAAUCAUGGAAAAAAUGAUGACAAAUAAGAAGGAAGAUGAGCCUUUUAUUUUAUGGAGAUUGCACUCAGGAAAUUCUAGUUUUUGGUGGGACAAUUGGUUAGGAAAUGGGCAUCUAGCUAGCUUCAGACAUCAUGAAGCUUGGCAUGUGCUAAGAAAUCAGAAGCCCAUCCUGCUUACCAACAAAUUGACAUGGUACAAAAAACUUCCUUUCAAAUGGUCCUUUUUCUUAUGGAGGGAACUUAGAAACAAGCUCCCUACAGACGAUAGAACUGCCAAAUUUGGGCAUCCUACUGUGACUAAAUAUGUAUGGUGCAUCAAAUCAAGUGCUGAAACAGUGGACCAUAUCUUCAGCACUGGCCACUUUGCCAAAGCAAUUUGGAAAAUCUAUGCUGCCCCCACUGCUUUCAAAUUGAUUCUGUCCCUCUCAGAAUACUGA
Nicotiana attenuata is the source of this 456-nucleotide messenger RNA. RefSeq lists its product as uncharacterized. The coding region runs from base 1 to 456 and encodes 151 amino acids. Lineage: Eukaryota; Viridiplantae; Streptophyta; Magnoliopsida; Solanales; Solanaceae. The record is from RefSeq and is a predicted model, not a curated record. The transcript is spliced from 2 exons.